CCCCGCCUCUUCCGGCCGCAUUUCCGGCGCGGAGGUGGCGGCGGCUGUUGGCUUGGCGGCCUCUCUGUCUGUCUGGCGCGCGCGACUCAUGUCGGCCUCGGCCAUCCCGGCCAGCUCGGGGGAGCUGCUGCGGGGCGACGGCGGCACCUUCCCGCCGGUCCCGGAGCGAGCGGGCGGCGAGGCGGAGGAUGCUCUGGCGGAGGAGCCGGAGGGGCUGGACGGGGAGCCGCCGCCGCCGUGGAGCCCGCAGGAGAAGGCGCUGCACGAAGCCCGGCUGAAGGCCAAGGGGAAGCGGCGGCUGCGGCGGACCUCCUCCCGCGACGCCCCCCGGGAAGCCCCUCCAGAAAAGGGCGAGGCGGAGGCGGAGCCCAGCAGCCCGAAGGGCAAGAACCACGACCGCAAGUCCCGCAUGGGGAAGGGCCGCGGCCUGCCCAAGAAAGGUGGGGCAGGGGGCAAAGGCGUCUGGGGAGCGCCGGGGCUUGUCUACAGCUACCAAGAGCCGGAUGCCCGCGACCCCAACUAUGACGAGGCUGCGCAGGGAAAGACUGUCUAUGCCACGGUGGUGCCUGAGCUGGAAGAAGAGGACUUGGAGAAGACUGUGCAGCCGAUGGUGAUGGAAUAUUUUGAGCACGGAGACACUCUGGAAGUGGUGGAGCUGCUUCGGAAUCUGAACCUGGGGGGUCACAAGGCGGCCGUGUCCUCGCUGGCCGUGGUGCUCUCUCUGGAGGGGAAAGCCAGCCAUCGCGAGCUGACCUCCCGCCUGCUCUCCGACUUGGUGGGAAAGGUGCUGAGUGCUGAGGACAUCGCGGCUGCUUUUGAUGGGAUGCUGCACGACCUCCCCGACCUCAUUCUCGACACCCCUGAGGCGCCGCAGAUGCUGGGCCAGUUCAUUGCCCGGGCUGUGGCCGACCACGCGCUCCCCCCUAACUUCCUCGAGCGCUACAAGGGCCGUGUGGACUGUGAGCACGCACGGGCUGCCCUGGAUCGGGCUGCCGUCCUCCUGCGCAUCAAGCGAGACGUCAAUCGGCUGGACAAUGUGUGGGGCGUGGGGGGUGGCCAGAGGCCAGUCAAGCAUCUGACCAAGGAGAUGAACCUCCUGCUUCGGGAAUACUUGCUCUCUGGAGAGGUCUCUGAGGCCGAACGCUGCCUGCGCCAACUUGAGGUGACCCACUUUCACCACGAACUUGUCUAUGAGGCUGUGGUGAUGGUGAUGGAGUCCUUCGGAGAUACGGCCGUGGCCAUGAUGGUGAAGCUGCUGAAAGUGCUGUGGCAGACGGGUCUGGUGAUGGACCAGAUGAACCGGGGCUUCCAGCGGGUCUACAGUGAGCUUGGAGACAUCAGUCUGGACGUGCCACUGGCCCACAGCACCGAGCAGAUGGUGGAUCUCUGCUUUGAGGAGGGUGUCAUCACCAGGCAGCUGAGAGACACCUGCCCUGCCCGGGGCCGGAAGCGCUUUGUCAGUGAGGGAGACGGCGGCCAAAAUCAAGCAAUAACUGGAAGCUUUCAGCCCCCCCUCCCCCCCAGCAAUGCCUUCAACCCAGCCAGACCUGCCAGUCAACAGGAGCCCAGAACCUUUGCUGAGCCCCCACUGUUCCCCCCUCCCUCUGAGCAGCCUGUCCAGAAGGCGGGAGGAGGUCUCUGUCCGGGCAGUUGAAGGCUGGGGGGGGGGGGGAGGCUGGGCUGCACUUCUGCCUGACCGAUGGGGGCCGGUGGUUCAGCAGAAGCAGGAGAGUGAGGAAGGGUCCUCUCCCGCAGGGAAUUAGCCACAUGCCUACUCCCACAGUGCGGCUGCCACCAGCAAUGCAUCUCAGGAAGCCUCAGGCCAGCUGGAACUGCCGCAGUGGUGGUGGUGGUGGUGGGGAGGGCUGUUUGCAUUUGCCGGCAGCAGGGCUGAGAAGGCAGAGGAGGGGCCCCUUCCCUCGCAGCCACCUCUGGCUAGCCCAGAGCGGCCCUGUGGGGAAGGAAGUCAGCUGGACUCCCUGCAGCCAAAGAAUCUCCUGCUCCCAGGACCCCUUCAAGCCCCCUUGCCACCCACAGAUGCAGGCGGGGGCGUUGGCUGGGUUGAGAGAGCAGCUGAGCACCGCAGGGCAGAUUCUCCCUGGCUAAAGGGGAGCUGCUACUGCUUGGUGCUGCCCACAACUGGUAGAGAGAGAGAGAGAGAGCAAGUGGAGGUCAGUGUGGGAGGGAAUCGUGCCAAACUGUUUCAUGGUCUUGCAGGCAAAGGUGGUAGGGAUGGGUGAGUCUAAUGAGAAAUUAAAAUAAACGAUUUACUCAAAAGGC
Molecule: messenger RNA, 2280 nt
Organism: Thamnophis elegans (Western terrestrial garter snake)
Lineage: Eukaryota; Metazoa; Chordata; Lepidosauria; Squamata; Natricidae
Product: programmed cell death protein 4-like
Biological process (GO): negative regulation of DNA-templated transcription
Cellular component (GO): nucleus; cytosol
Source: RefSeq, a predicted model, not a curated record